AUGUCUAAUCCUGAGAAAGCUCCUAUGUAUUCCGCUGGUGACCAGCACGGAGGCGGGUUACUACCUACCGCCCAGCCAAGCCAGGAGAACCCCCCUUACGAUACUUCCGCCCCUCCUGUGUACGAGCAAGGAACAGCCGAGCUCCCCAGCGAUGAGAAGCACCAGCAGCCUCCUCAAUAUGCCCCUCCUCCUGGAGUCGAAUCAUCACAAUCAGCCACGGAUGAGAAGCAAAAGUUGGCACAGCAGUACUUCCCACCGCCUCCUCCUGGUCCUCCUCCUGCGCAGGACCAACAUCAGCAAUCUGCUCCUCACCCAAACCCUCUCCAGGGCAACCCGGUAACUGCACCUCAACAACAGCAGGCGACUCAACAACCCCUCGACGCUCAGAAGGAGCAGCAGAGCUACACCAUCCCACAAUACGAUCCUGCUCAUCCCACUUUCGCACCUCCUCCUACAAACCCUACAAACGAGUCCAGCCAGCCAACCACCACAGCUCCUGUUCACAGUGAGCCCCUCGGCCAUGGUAAUGAUCAGACACAUGGACAUGGUUAUGGAUCUGGCCACGGCUACAAUGACGAUACAGGUAACGUCUCAACGUUCGUGCCUCCUGAGGAACACAAGAAGCCUGGUUGGAGCGAGCGCUUUAGCCAGCUUGGUAUGAAGGCCGCAGCGCCUAUCAACAGCUUAGCGCAUAAGUUUGGCAGCCAGAGUUUCCUCCCCGAGACUAUUGAUAAGGAGUGCGACAAGGCAGCUUCGAUUUUGAAGUCCUUCUGCAAAAACGGUGUCUAUGCCGACCCUGAAUCAAGCCAGGUUCCCACAUCAACAGAUCCCAAGGCAGAAGCGACCAACGACGAGAUCAUCGACCCUACUAAGGAGAAGCCCAAGAAGCGAGUGCUUGUAAACAUCCCUCCCAAGGUCAUCGCCAAAGCUCAGGGUCUCGCCAUCUUCACUACUCUCCGUGCCGGAUACGCAUUCUCUGGUGCUACCGGUUCUGGUAUUCUUAUCUCGCGUCUUCCCGACGGAUCAUGGGGCCCUCCCUCAGGUAUCCAGGUGCACUCUGUAGGUGCUGGCUUCAUGAUCGGUCUUGACAUUUACGAUUGUGUUUGCGUCAUCAAUAGCCGAGAGGCGCUCAACGCUUUCGCCAAGACACGUGUUGCCCUUGGUAGCGAUCUUGCUGUUGUUGCUGGCCCCUACGGAGCUGGUGGUGCUGUUGAGAUCGGUACUGGUGUAGAUGGAAAGAAGUCCAAGGAGGCCAAGGAUGAAGAGGCUCCCCCCAAGCCUCCUCGCCCUACCGAGGACAACCAGAACUUGAAGCCAGAUGAGAAGAAGAAGAACCGUCGCUCGCUUAGUGCCAGCGGUUUCAAGCCCGUCUUUUCAUAUGUCAAGUCACGCGGCUUCUACGCCGGUAUCCAAGUUGACGGCACAGUUGUGGUGGAGCGCAAGGAUGCCAACGCUGCAUUCUAUGGCGAGCGCAUCUCAGUUGAGCAGAUUAUCAGGGGAGAGGUUCCUCGACAAAGCCCAAACAGCAUGUGGCCUGCUGGUGCACGCAAUCUUCUCGAAACUCUCAAGGGAGCUGAAGUUGGUUCGCUCAAGGUUAAGCACAGUAAGGAUGGAGUGUCUCCAACAAAUGCCACAGGUGGACCUUCUGUCGACCCUGCUGCGCCGGUAGCUUCUGGGGGCGUUGGUGCUGAUGCAGCCCACCUCCCUGGUUACGUUGAUGAUGGAGCUCACCGACCUGAGGUUGGAGAUGUCAAAUAUCGUUAG
Messenger RNA from Fusarium poae, 1764 nucleotides. RefSeq lists its product as uncharacterized. Lineage: Eukaryota; Fungi; Ascomycota; Sordariomycetes; Hypocreales; Nectriaceae. Bases 1 to 1764 code for a protein of 587 amino acids. Gene Ontology annotation, molecular function: phosphatidylinositol binding. The transcript has 2 exons. The record is from RefSeq and is a predicted model, not a curated record.